CUACCCUAGUCAGCCUCCCUCGAUCGCCAUAUUGGGUACUGAAAAGGUUUGUCUGUUGUUUCUUCUCUCUUACUACGAGACGAAAUUGACAGGAGUGGCUUCAGUUACGGCACUUUGUUUUGAUGGUCUGUCGAGACUACUUUAGCUCAUAUUGCCAUAUUGGAAGUUAGCGUUUCUUUACAGACCUAUGCAUGCGUUUGUGUUGAUCAGCCGAUUUACUCUUGUUUUGGAUCGCGGCGAGCAAGGAGGAAAUAAGCAUUUUUAAGUGUUCUAUUUGGACGUUCUUUGAUUCUCGGAAAAUGUCAAAUGUUCGUGUUUCAAAUGGGAGCCCUACAUUUGAAAGGACCGAUGCUCGGUUUUCGGAUCACCCCAAACCGUCAGCCUGCAGGAACCUUUUCGGCCCGGUGGAUCACGAAGAGUUAAGGAGGGAUUUAAAGGGACAUUUGCAAGAGAUUGAAGAGACGUCCUCAGCGAAAUGGAACUUCGAUUUUUCAAGUCAAACGCCCCUAUUAAACGGGAGAUUCGAAUGGGAAUUAGUGGAUAGUGAAGACAUUCCACGUUUCUACAGCAGAACUCAACGAUCGGCAAAGGGCCUUUGCCCCUCUGGGAAUAAUAAUGUGGAUCUUAAUGGGAAUAGUUGUGUGACUCCACCGCAGCCCUCUGAAAACACAGAAAGGUCGGAGAGCAAAGAGCAGUGCACCGGGCAGAGAAAAAGACCAGCCUGCCAUGACCUCUCGUCCCAAAAUAAAAGGUCACACAGCAGUUCGGAUGACAAUACUCGUUGCCCAGCCUUGGCGCAUUCUGUAGAACAUACACCCUUGAAAACCAGUCCCAGGACUCAAACGUGAAGAUGACAAAGAGCUGAAGCCGUAUUUCCCCUUUUGUCAUCAAAAGCCUCAGUGUUGGUUGAUUUUUGAAGAGGAACUACAAAGAAAAUGAAACAUAUCAAUUCUCCUGAAGGAUGGGGAUGCUGUGCAAGCACUGAAUAUAAACACUAAAGUUCUGGCACUCAUAAAGUUACUGCCUCUAAAAGCAGUCAAUGUAGCAGUGUGCAAUUAGGUUUUCCUUUUUUGCUCAUUUUUUUUACUACCUGUGUAUAUAUUUCUCUUCAUAUGUAGCACAUAAAACGUAUUAUGUUUUUUUUUUAAAUCCUUUAUGUAAAAGGCGUGAAUUUGAUUUGACUUGAAGAAUUGCAGUGUAUUUUUGUUUUCAAAAUGCUGUGUAUCUUAAGGCAGUGAGUGUAACCUGUUGAAGUAUAAUAAAUCUGCUCCAUUGAGAAUUAUUAUGGAUUAAAUAAUUGUUCCUCGUCAUUAUAGAUCUUCAUAGGUCAUCUCUGUAUGUAAGGAGAGAAGGACGGUACUUAAUGUGUGGCCUUGUUGUUUUUUUAAGGUCAUUUAAGUGUCACUCAAUCUGGGUUCUCAUCCACCCCACAAACUAUUUCUGUUAUGACACAACAACAACAAAAAGGUUUGAAGUCAGCCAAUAUUUUUUUUGUAUUUUGAGAGAUUCCGGAAUAUCACAUUUUUCCUUCUCACCCUUUUUGAAAAUGUAGCUUAUUUGAAGUUGUGGGAGGUUAUCAUUUGCUGAAAGAUAGUCUAUGUUAAUUAACUGUACUGGUUGUAUGAAUCGACUGUAUCCUCUCCCUGACAUGCUAAAAUAUGUCUUUGUUACUUUAAUGGUUGUUACUUUUUAAUGAGGCGUUUCCAUAUGGGUGGAAUAAUGCCCUACAAUACCAAAUACCUGGUUGCUUCAAUAUGGCUGUCGACGCUUUGACUGACCAUCAGGUUGCCUUGACAUUGUACUCCUGCGUGAUUAAGAAAGGUAAUAGAAUUUGUUCGCCCCCCCCCCUUCUUCUCCAUGUCAUUGUUAGACUGCUGAUCAUAUAAAUGUAGCUUCGAAAAUAACUUUUUUCACCCAGUUACAAUCAGCCUUUGUUCAGAGGCUAAGAAUUGUCACACAAAAAAGCAGUCACUCUGCCUGUGUAUUUCGUGUAAAUCUUUGAAGUGUACAUAACUGUGUAAAAACACUGAGAAAUUAUACUAACUUAUUUAUGUCAGGCUUUUUUAAAUGUAGAAUAAAAUGGGGUUUUGAUUACGGUUAUCCAAAGUGGCAUUUACAUUAUACUUUUUUUUGUUUUUUUUGUAAAAGCAUAUUUUUGCUAGUUUUUAUUUUAUCAAAUAAGGUUGCAACCUGAGCCUGAUUAAAAAAAAGAUUUGAUGUGCAUUUUGUAUUGUGUGGUUAUAAGAUAUGUUGCAAUCAAUUAAAACUGAGAAAUGACAUCUA
Oncorhynchus gorbuscha (pink salmon) is the source of this 2283-nucleotide messenger RNA. Its product is annotated as cyclin-dependent kinase inhibitor 1B-like. Gene Ontology annotation, molecular function: protein-folding chaperone binding; cyclin-dependent protein serine/threonine kinase inhibitor activity. The record is from RefSeq and is a predicted model, not a curated record. Bases 300 to 848 code for a protein of 182 amino acids. Gene Ontology annotation, cellular component: cytoplasm; nucleus. The transcript is spliced from 3 exons. Lineage: Eukaryota; Metazoa; Chordata; Actinopteri; Salmoniformes; Salmonidae. Gene Ontology annotation, biological process: G1/S transition of mitotic cell cycle; negative regulation of cell population proliferation; regulation of cell cycle.